GCUCUUCACUCCUCUCCUCUCACUUCAAGUGGAUCUAGAAAGCUGCUGGAGCUCUUCUCUUUCUCCUCCAAGGAAUCUCUAGGCUUCUUUCUCUCUCGACAGAAAAAUGGCCUUGUCACAGACAAGCUGCGCUCUCCUGCUGGUUGUUGUGGCAGCAGUUUGUAUCCAGCUCUAUCAAGCUCAUGAUUUUCCUGGACGUUGCUCAUGUCCUAUCACAAUCAAGUUCAUCAAAGGCAAUAUGUCAGAUUUCCAAGUCCUUGAAAGGCGGCCUGGAUGUGAUAAAACUGAAUUAAUUGUAACUAUGAAUGGACCAGACAACUCCAAUGAGAAAAUCUGUAUUAACACUGAGAGAAAGCUGGGCAAGGCUUUUUUGAGAUGCUGGGAAAGGAUAAACAAAGAUGAGAGUCGUAAGAUGGAGUGUAUCGACAGAAAGAGAAAGGCAGAGUGAAAGUACAAAAGAGGGGAGGCCUGACUGGGGAGGAAAUUUAUCCCGAUCAGAGUCCCGGAGGUCACAUGAAAACUGAAGCACACAAGCCCAAGAAUGCUGAGAGCAGAGCUUUCACUGAACUCUUGCACUGGAGAGGAUUGGGAAAUGACAGUGAGAGGGGAAGAAUGGUGGGAGGGGAGGGGAAAUGAUUAACAGCUAGAAGGCAGGAAGGGGAGAGAAUGAGUAAAGAAGAGAAGCUAUGGAAGUCAGACAUGGAACGUAAAUAUAUAUGCAGUAUUAUGGCAGCAAGUCUGUGUAAGAUGGCCACUGUUGAAAUGCACACACAUUUAUUUUUUUGUUUGACAUAUGACUAUUAUUUAUGUUUACUAAUUUAUUCUCAAAAUUUUAUUCCUUUAAUUUUUUACAAAUGUAAAUAAAGUGGAUUUUGAUACAAUUUAAUGCUUUCUGGUUGUUUUUAGCCCCGUUUUCCAGCAGAAACAUUACAUUUAUAUUACCUUGACAGAAAAUAACUCGGAUGAAUCCUGUGAACCAUCUGUUUCCAACUGCCAUUUCUUAAGCCUCCUAAUGAAACCUGUGGCUCACCACCUUCAUUUCUACAGCGAUGAAAUCGCACAGCAUAAAAAUAAAAACAAAAUUAUUCUGCAGUGAAGACGCAGCUGGCACUUAAUGACACUGAAGUGACUUUGUUGCAGGGAGCGACGAAAUUAAUUGUUAUCAUAGAAACAAACGCGCUCUCCUCAGGGAGAAGGGGACUUAGCAUGAUAACAAUUAAAUGAUGCCCAUGAGAAAAUUUGACCACAGCUGUUUGCAGCAGCUGCAGGCCAGAUAAAGGAGGGGGAAUGGAUUCCUGAAGCAUCUCAUGACUC
This is a messenger RNA of Xiphias gladius (swordfish), 1314 nucleotides long. It is a transcript of the gene cxcl18b, whose product is annotated as chemokine (C-X-C motif) ligand 18b. Gene Ontology annotation, biological process: immune response. NCBI's taxonomy places the organism in Eukaryota, Metazoa, Chordata, Actinopteri, Istiophoriformes, Xiphiidae. The record is from RefSeq and is a predicted model, not a curated record. The coding region runs from base 107 to 448 and encodes 113 amino acids. Gene Ontology annotation, molecular function: chemokine activity. The transcript has 4 exons. Gene Ontology annotation, cellular component: extracellular region.